This is a messenger RNA of Antechinus flavipes (yellow-footed antechinus), 2745 nucleotides long. It is a transcript of the gene IMMT, whose product is annotated as inner membrane mitochondrial protein. The record is from RefSeq and is a predicted model, not a curated record. The coding region runs from base 178 to 2409 and encodes 743 amino acids. The transcript has 15 exons. Gene Ontology annotation, cellular component: MICOS complex. NCBI's taxonomy places the organism in Eukaryota, Metazoa, Chordata, Mammalia, Dasyuromorphia, Dasyuridae. Gene Ontology annotation, biological process: cristae formation.
CCGUCAGUCUGGCGGGGCGGCGGGGCGGGCGGCUUGCGCUUGCGCGGUUCCGCCGGUUUCCCCUCUUGUGCGUGCUGCCGGGCUUGGCGCUGAGGGGGCGGCCGGGCAACACGUACGCACGCCCUCCAGUGCUCGCGGCAGCUCGCCCCCACACGUUCGUCCCGCCGGCCCGAGGAGAUGUUGCGGGUUUAUCAGCUAACGGGCCUGAGCGCCGCCGCCCAGAAUUGCCUCUGCAGAAAAUUUAUACUCCGUCCCUUGAGACCAUGCCGUAGAUAUUCUACAACAAGAAAUUCUGGACUUUCUGCAGGCAAAAUUGCUGGAGCAGGCCUCUUGUUUAUUGGUGGUGGUGUUGGUGGAACUAUUCUGUAUGCUAAAUGGGACCAGCAUUUCCGAGACAGUAUAGAGAAGACCAUCCCUUUUUCUGACAAAGUCUUUGAGAUGGUCCUUGGUUCUCCCCAGGCAGCGCAAUUGCCAAAAAAGCCGCCUGGUCCACUAAAAAUUGCUACUAUGUCAGAAGUAAUGAAAGAUUCUAAACUCCAAAAACAAAAGGGAGACACUCCAAGUUCUUCAACUAAAGAUGCUGCUAGAUCUGUCCCAUCUCCUGCUGAGCAGCGUGAAGAUUUUGUCCAAGUACCUCCACUUGAACUACUAGAAGGAAAACUUAAGCCAUACGUUACAGAGGAGAAACAUGAGUAUGCAACUUCAUCUUCUAAAAAAGAGCAACUCUCAGAAGAGUUUGAGGAUUUCCGGGGCCAGCAGGAAGCCGAGGAGCGGGAGAGAGUGAUCAAGUCUCUGGCCAAAAACUUGGAAGAUUCUUUAAACCGCACUGCUCAGAUCACCCGGCAGGCAAUCUCGGCCCAGAAUGCUGCCGUCCAGGCCAUCAACAGUCACUCAAACAUGUUGAAGAAAGCAAUGGACAAUUCCGAGGUUGUGAAUGAAAAAUCAGUGCAGUGGCGAUCAGUGGAGGAUGCCUUGAAGGAUCGAAGAAAAGCUGUCAAUGAAGCCACUGAUGCCCUUCUGAAAGCCAAAGAAGAGUUAGAGAAAACGAAGGGUGUCAUUGAGAAUUCCAAGAAAAGAAGCGAGCUCGCAGGAUCCCAGACUCACAUAUCUGCUGCAGAAGAAAAUCUUCAGAACAUGAUCGUUGAUCUGGAUAAUGUGGUCAAAAAGGUCCAGGCGGCUCAGUCUGAAGCCAAAGUCGUCACACAGUACCAUGAGCUGGUGACCCAAGCCCGGGAUGAGUUCCAAAGGGAAUUGAAUAGCAUCACCCCAGAUUUACUUCCUGGUUGGAGCGGGCUCAAGAUCUCAGAUAUAGCCGGACAGCUGUCCACUGAUGAUCUCAAUGCCCUCAUUGCACACGCCCAUCGCCGCAUCGACCAGCUGAACAGGGAGCUGGCGGAGCAGAAGGUCCGCGAGCAGCAGCACAUCGACAGCGCGCUGCAGAAGCAGAAGCUGGAGGACGACAAGGCCUUCGAAUCCGCCGUGGCCAAAGCGCUCGAGCGCCACCGGAGCGAGAUACAGCUGGAGCAGGACCGAAGGGUUGAGGAAGUCCGAGAUUUGAUGGAAGCAGAAAUGAGGACUCAGCUCCGUCGCCAGGCCGCUGCCCACACUGACCACCUGAGGGACGUUCUCCGGAUCCAGGAGCAAGAGCUCAAAUACGAAUAUGAGCAGGGCUUGUCUGAGAAACUCGCCGAGCAGGAGCUGCAGUUCAAGCGCCUCAGUCAGGAGCAGGUGGACAACUUCACCCUGGACAUAAACACAGCUUAUGCCCGGCUCCGAGGGAUCGAGCAGGCCGUCCAGAGUCACGUGGUAGCCGAGGAGGAGGCCCGCAAGGCGCACCAGCUCUGGCUUUCUGUGGAAGCCUUAAAGUACAGCCUGAAGACUGCCUCGGGCGACGGUCCCACGAUCCCCCUGGGCACGGCAGUGGAGGCCAUCCGCAUUAACUGCUCCGACAACGAGUUUGCCCAGGCCCUGACCGCAGCGAUCCCCGCCGAGUCCCUGAGCCGCGGCAUCUACAGCGAGGACACCCUGAGGGCGCGCUUCCAGCACGUCCAGAAGCUGGCGCGCAGGGUGGCCAUGAUCGACGAGACCCGCAACAGCUUGUACCAGUACUUCCUCUCCUACUUGCAGUCCCUGCUUGUUUUCCAGCCUCAGCAGAUCAAGCCCCCGGCCAAGCUCGUCCCCGAAGACCUGAACACGUUCACGCUGCUGUCCUACGCUUCGUACAGCAUCGAGCACGGCGACCUCGAGCUGGCCGCCAAGUUCGUCAACCAGCUGAAAGGGGAGUCGCGCCGGGUGGCCCAGGACUGGCUGAACGAAGCUCGCGUGACCCUGGAAACCAAGCAGGUCGUGGACAUCUUGACCGCGUACGCCAGCGCCGUGGGCCUCGGGACCACCCAGGUGCAGCAGUGAGGGCGCCAGGCCUGAGCGCGGCCCCCGCGCUCUCCUGUACGCACUUGUCCCGUGUCCAGAGAGAUCCGCCACGAUGUCUUGGAGGGCUGUGCGGCAAGGCUCCCGGGGGCAGGGCUGGGGGCCAUCUUUGCCCUGUCACCCCCCGCCUGCUGCAGCCUCCGUUUCCAAUUACUAUCAUGUCAGCCACCUCCAGGCACUUUCCUUCACACCUUGUCUAACAUUGGACGUUUUCGGGUAUUACUGAUGGGGCUUUCGAUCCAAUCAAGAUAAUGUUUGUGAUCCCGACCACUAUUGAUUUGGCCACUUGGAGCAAACUGAAUAAAAUAGUGAAAAUUA